This is a messenger RNA of Symbiodinium natans, 2472 nucleotides long. The record is from the annotation of a GenBank genome assembly. Lineage: Eukaryota; Dinophyceae; Suessiales; Symbiodiniaceae.
AUGCCCGUGAGACCCAGCUUCCGCGGGCUGUUCAAGGCAACGAUUGCCUUGCGAGCAACUUACAGGAUUCUGCCCUCCUUGGCAGCUCAUGUAACCUGCGGUGGCGACCUCGGGACCUUCUGUUACGCAGCCCUUUGCGAAGGUGAGGGGGAUGCCAACACGCCCUUCAUUCACGUCCUCACUGGCUUUGCCAACCUCCUUGCAGAUGGCCAGGCCCCAGCCCACAUGCAGGCAUAUGUCGGUGGUGCGCGAGGUACUGCGCUCCGCAAGGUCUCCAAGACUGGUGGGGCUGAUGUGAGGCCUGUUUGUUCGGGUGAGGCUUUCCGGCGCCUUGUUGGCAAGGCUCUCCUGGCCACCGAGAUCCAGACACUUCGCGAUCACCUGCUGCCGUUUCAGUUCGCUGUUGGUGUAAAGGCCGGUGCGGAAAUCCUUCCCCACCUCGCCAGACAAUGGAGGGCGCGCUACCACUCUGACUCCUCGCGGGUGCUCCUCACUUUUGAUGAGGGGAACGCGCACAAUGAAGUGGAUAGGCAUGCCUUCCUGACUCGUAUGCGGGAGGUUUGCCCAGGCCUCUCUCGCUGGCUUGAGUUUAUUUAUCCCACAGCCACGGCAACCAAGGUGUUCUACCGCGACCGUGUCAUACCAUCCGAGGCUGGAGGCCAACAGGGCUGUCCCCUUAUGGCAGCCUGCCAUGCGGUUGUCCAACGCAUGCUUCAUGAAAGCCUGGGACUCAUCGCUCCACCGGGUGGCUCGGCCAUUAAUGUGCCUGUCCUCAACCCGCCGGCUGCCCUCGACCUUGCCCCCAACUUCGCUGAUGACGGCAUGUUGGCUGGCCCUGCACCAGAGGUGCUGCGUGCCCUGCGCCACCUCAAGCGUGUGAUGCCUUCACUUGGGUUGCGAUUCUCUUCCCUUCUCGUUGGGCCGGCCGCUGGCGAGCAUGCGCACACCGUUGACUGGGCUCCAUUUGUUGCUGCAGGGUGUGCAGUCACGGAGGCUGGGAACUUCGAGAUCCUCAAAUCGCCUGUCGGUGAACUCGACUUCGCUCGCGACUUCUGCCUGCAGACAGCCCUCAAGCAAGCCAAGGUCGUCGACGCCAUCAGCCACCUUCCUGACCCCCACUGCGCCUACUACCUCCUGCGGUACUCCGGCAAUGCAUCCCGGAUGACUUACCUCACCCGCACCACUCCGAAGCAGUGCUGCUCAUCGGCCUUAACACACUUCGACUACACUGUCCAGGAAGCCUUUGGACGUCUUGCAGGCCUGGAAUUGACCCAACAGAUGUGGCUUCAGGCCACACUCGCCACGCGGGACGGUGGGUUCGGCCUCCGCCCCUGCGCGGACGUUGCUGAUGCGGCGUACCUUGCUUCACGGGCCGUGUCCCAGCCCCUCGGCGAGGCCGUCUGGGGUGAUUUCUGCUGGGAGGCUGACCAUCCAGGAAACUUUCUCGAGGCUGCCACGGCGCACUGCAACUCCAUGCUCAUUGCAGCUGGCAUGCCCGACCGGGUCAUUGCCGCCUCGAGGGAUGCCGCGGCCCUCAGCCAACGUAGGGUCACGGCUUGCAUGGACGCCUGCCGCCUGUGGCGUUGGCAACAAGGAGCGUCAGCUGAUGAUGUUUCCCGCCUGAACACCCUUCGGGCUCCACACGCAGGGCAGAUUCUGCACGUGGUUCCUUCCCCCACGCUUGACACUCACCUCACGAGGCAGGAGUUCACCUACAUGGCUGCACUUCGCCUUGGCGUCGACGUGAUGGACGGGAACCAUCCCUGCAGUUUCUGUGCUCUUCCUGUGGACUCCAAGGGUCGGCACGCCCUCUCCUGCAUGGCUGGAGGCGAUGCCACUGCGGUACACCAUACAGUCCGGGAUGUCCUCCAUGAUUACUGUGACUUGGGUGGCUUACGCCCCACGUUGGAGGCUCCCAAUCUCCUGGGCGAGCUUCCAGUCCCUGAAGGCGGCCGCCGCCCAGCGGACGUCUUCUUGUGCAGACCCGGCCUCCUGCUCCAGCGCUUGCCGGAUGGCACCAGGCCACAUUGCCCGCAGUCCCUCGCCCUCGAUGUUGCGGUCAUCAAUGCCCUCGGCGAGAAGCAUUGGCGGGCUACCGCGUCCGGGGCUGGAGCAGCGGCUGCUGCUUACGCCAACCUCAAGCGUUCCCACCUCGACACCGCCAGGAAGUGUGAUCAGGCAGGAAUUCGCUUCCAACCUGUUGUGCUGGAGGCACAGGGGGGCUAUGACAAGGAAGCGGCUGCCAUCAUCCAUGGCAUCGCGCUCGAGGCUGGCCUGGCUCUCCGGCGUGAUCCGGCUGUGGUCAAGCAAGAGCUUUUGAGCAAGCUGGCAGUUGUGCUCUGCCGUGCAGCUGCGCACUCCAUUGACAGACGCCGCCGGGCUUACCAGCGGCUGGAGGCGCGGCCCGCUGCGCAGCAAGCGCAUCUCGACAGACACUGUCAUGACCCGCCGGCAGACGUCGCUGGCCUGUGA